ACCGCACGAAGCCGCAGGCAGCCAUGUCAAACAAGAAGGCGGCGACUCCGCCAGACGGAGACGAGGAGCUGCGUACUUCAGACCUCAAGAGACUCGACCCAGAUUCGAUCUUGGCAGACGAGGCUGACCCGGACGCCCUGCUUGGCAACGAAUCGGACAGCGAGACGGGCGAGAGCAGGAGAGCCUCGCGCAACUUUGACGCGGCUACGGAAAACAUUGAUUUGAACGGAGAUGGCGGGCAUGCCGUGGGUCUGGCUAACGCCACAGCGGCACACACCGCUGCAGUGGAAGCGGGCCCGACGCCAACGCAGAUGACCUUCAGCAAAAAGGAAACGGCCAUGACCGAGGCUGAGCUGAAGGCACAGCUGUCAGACCUGCAAAAUCAAGUGACGGGCCUCAACAACAAGCUCGACGAGGUGUCGGAGUCGCAGAACCACAUUGCGGCGUAUACGACGAAGAUCUCCGAGCUGGAAAAGGAGCGCGAAGAGCAUCUUGCUGCACUCAAUACGGGCCUUUUGGUGGAAAAGGAGCAUGUGUCGCAGGAGAUGCAGCGUAUGAUGGAUCGAGUAAUUGAGGAGACCACGCAGCGGGGAAAGGCGAUCAGCGACAAGGAGAAGAUCGAGGCCGAGCUCGACGAGCUCUCUUCGAAGCGUCUAUCGAGAGCAAGGGCGGAAGAAAAGAGCAGGCAGAUGGAAGAGAGACUCAAGGAUACCGAGGAGAUUAUGGAACACCAACAGAAGCGCUUGGCCGAAUUGCAGACAGAGGUCGAACGACGAAGGGCCGACGAUACCAACGAAUCUUCGGGGGCUGGAGCUCCCCAAGAGAUAACAAAAAGCGAUCAUGCUUCUGGCACAGGCUUGAUCCAGCUCCCGCCGCUGUCGAGCAGCUCAAGACUCUUGCCGCUGCUCGAGCAAGAGCUGAUGCUCGACAUUGUGCCGUACAUCGAAUUGCGAGCCUUUCUCAACCACCUUCGACGGCUGCGCCAACAGCUUGCGCCCUUCUAUACCUAUCCGCUCCCAGGGGUGAAUUCGUCGGUGCACGGAAGAAGUCACUCCAACAGCCCGAUGCCCUCGCGGACCUCGACUCCGGGUCCAGCACCCGAGGGUGGGAAGCAGGUCAUAUAUCCAGGGAUGAACCCGGCCUAUGGGGUGACGGCCAACGGCGAGAGCAGCCCACGGCAGGGUGUGAGUCGUCACAAGGACUAUCCCUCGCUCCCCUCGAAUUGCGAGCAGCUGCGAUCGGUGGAAGAAGACAGCGAUCCUUGCCUCCGGCUCGACUUUGCGCCCGGACUCAAUUGGCUGUCGCGCAGACAAAUGCACAGUGCCCUUCUCGACGGCGGCCUCGUCAUUGAGCCAAUUUCUGGUGGGGGGACGAAGAUCGACGAGCAAGAACUCCGGACCAGAUAUUCUUCAAUGCCGCCAGCCGCUUGCGCCAUGUGCGGAAAAGCAGGCGAGAGCGUGCCCACAUCUACGACGAGCAAUUGGAUCAAUGCAGCAAAUAGCGCUGCCUCGUCCCUCCAAGCUGCUGUGGCUAGCAGCGGUGGGCUAGUCUCGCCGGGAUCUAUGUCGGGCCAGACGACACCUUCGGCUUCGUCAAUAGCUGCCUCCUCAUCCACUAAUGCUACCUCGGCCAAUCUGACGACGCCAGGCACGCCCGAUCCUUCCAAGUCUAUGCAGAAGCAGCGCAGCGGUCUGUUCAGCUCGCUGCGCCACAGCAUGGGCGGCAGCCCCAGGCCGUCUCUCGGCGCAUCGAACACGACGGCGUCCACCAAUACGAGCACUGGCGUGUUCCUUUCAGCCGAUGACGCCUCCUCUUCGGAGCACGACGGAGCCUCGGGAGCACAAGGCCUCGUCGAAGAGGACCUUUUCUCCCCGCACUUUCAGCCGCUGGUCGUUCCGACCCACAUCUUCCGAAUCACGGAAACCUCUUCAACUCGCUACCUCCUUUGCCCACAGCACUGCUUGCGCAGGCUCAGAGCCGCCUGCGCGUUUUGGGGAUACGUCAGGAAUUUGGAGAGGGCUGUCGUGCUUGAAGGCAAGCUGGCUUGGGACGACAUGAGGAGGGAUCAAGCCAGGGAGGAGGAGGAGCGGAAGACGUCAAAGGGCGACGAGACGCCAAGAGCAACAAUCACAGAGGAAAAGGAGAGGGAAGUGGAAGAGGCUAAUGAGGAUAACGAGGAGAAGGAGAAAGAGGAAGAGGAGAAGGAAGAGGAGAAAGAGAAAGAGAUGGGCACAAGGACGCAGCUCGAAGAAGGUGACGGUGUGGACGCUUCCGAGGCUCGUGAUGGGGAGACUGGCGAGAAGGAAAGCGAAGAGAAGGGUCCGGAGAGCAGCGCUGAUAAGAACAGCGACAGCAAUUCAAACCCAGCACAGUCCACGACGACUGCGAUCUCCGUCUCGGACGAAGACGAAGACGAAGGAGGAUUCGCCGACGCAAUUUCAAGUCAUUCAAGCCCGGUCAUCACGAAAACCCUUGAGAUGCAAAAGGAGAAUACGGACGUUACCGAAUUGGCAAAAGACGAAAAGGGCGAGACUAAAGGGAAUGAGGAAACGGAGACGGAAGAAGAAGAGAAGGAGGCCAAGAUUUCAGAAGAAGCGGCAGGAACAAGCAAGGACCCGGAAGCGAAGGGGCAAGAAGCUGGAGAGAAAAGCCAAUUGCCUCCGCUCCCGGCUCGUCGCAGUAAUAACCGUUCUCCUGCGCCCCCAGCGUUGCCUCCUCGGACUAAGCGGCCCCCGCCUGUCCUUCCGGCAAGAUCGUCGGACGUAUCCCCGACGCCGUCCGCUUCCCUUGCGAAGCAAAUCCAGAGACCUCCGCCGAGGAAGACGUUGCCCCUAAACGGAGGAAAGGGAGGAGAAGAAGGAAAGGAGAACAGGUGGACGUGGGAAGAAAAGGUGUGGUGCGAGGUGACGAGGCUCAAGGCGGAGAUGUGGCUGGCGAGAAUAGGUGUCACGGAGACCGAAACUAAGGCGGAGCGAUUGGCGGUAGAGGCGCCAAGGGAUCCCGAUCAAGAAACAAAACCCGAGAAAGAGACGGGAAGCGUUGGCGGCGAAGGAGACGCAAAGGAAAACGAAUAGGGGGGACGGGCGUGACCUUUCUCCCCCAUGAGCUGG
Messenger RNA from Acaromyces ingoldii, 3110 nucleotides. RefSeq lists its product as hypothetical. The record is from RefSeq and is a predicted model, not a curated record. The transcript is spliced from 6 exons. Gene Ontology annotation, molecular function: guanyl-nucleotide exchange factor activity. NCBI's taxonomy places the organism in Eukaryota, Fungi, Basidiomycota, Exobasidiomycetes, Exobasidiales, Cryptobasidiaceae. Bases 24 to 3074 code for a protein of 1016 amino acids. Gene Ontology annotation, biological process: exocytosis. Gene Ontology annotation, cellular component: Golgi to plasma membrane transport vesicle; cell tip.